AUGAAUAAUCUUUUGAAUUCUAAUUACUCGCAAGAUAGCAAUUAUUCGCAAGAUAAUAAUUACUCGCAAAAUAGUAAUUAUUCCCAAAAUAAUAAUUAUUCACAACAGGAAAAUUCACCAAAUAAUAAUAUUUCAAAUAAUAAAUUCAGGAUAGAGGGAUUAUUAUUAUCUGAACCACAAGUAAAUAAUAAUACCAAUAACAUUAGUAAUAACAAUAUUAAUAACAUUAACAAUGAUAAUAAUAAUUCUCCGAUAGCUUUACCGACUUCUUCACCAAAUACCACUUGUGGUGGAAAUAUUAUUCUACAAGAUUCUUUACAACAAGGUUCGAAAUUUACGAGUCAUACAGAUUUUGUAGUAGCGGUACAAGAAUAUGCUAUACGUCAAGGUUUUACAAUGAGAUUACACAAAUUAAAAAGAAAUAGAGAAGGUAUAGUUAGGUGGAGAGAAAUUGUAUGUUCACGUAGUGGAAGUUCUUGUAAAAAAAAGGUUGGUGAAAGACCAACUCGGAAUCGUUUAUCUCAAAGAUGUAGAUGUCCUUUUUUAAUCAGAGCUUCGGCUAAUGGAAGUUCGGUUUCAAGUUUAAAAGCCGAGACUAUUGAUUUCUAA
This is a messenger RNA of Diversispora eburnea, 609 nucleotides long. NCBI's taxonomy places the organism in Eukaryota, Fungi, Glomeromycota, Glomeromycetes, Diversisporales, Diversisporaceae. The record is from the annotation of a GenBank genome assembly.